AUGAGCAUAUGUCAGAUAACCUUUGACAUGGAGGCACAGAAGCAGCCUGGUUUUACAGUUGCACUAGCAGAUCGACCAGUUCCAACCUCUUCUCUUCAGCCUGCACAGGGUUCUUCAGAUCUCAGCCAAGGCAGUGUGAUUCCUCAACAGGAACAAGCACUGUCCCAACCUGUGUAUCUCAAAGCCCUUACCAUACCACUGUAUCAGCCCGUCCAGGCAGGAUGCUUUCAGCCAAACAGUCAGUUAGUGACUGGCAGGAGCUGUGUAAAUCUAGACAGCAGUAACGUACCUCUAAUCCUGAACCCACUUGUUCCUUCAGAAGGCACAGGUCAGCCUCAGUCAGUUUUUCAGAAACAACUUGGGCAAACUCUAACAUUGAACAUAGUGAGCACUUUACCAGUUUUAUCAUCACCAAAUUCUUGUGUAAAUGCAUCUAUUGGAAGCCCAGGAAAAUCAAAAAAAGCUGGGAAAUAUAUCUGCAAACACUGUGGACGAGAUUGUUUGAAGCCAAGUGUCCUUGAGAAACAUAUUCGCUCUCACACAGGAGAGAGGCCCUUUCCAUGCACCACUUGUGGUAUUGCAUUUAAAACUCAAAGCAAUUUGUAUAAACACAGAAGAACUCAAACGCAUGUCAACAAUACCAGACUGCCCUCAGACUCUGACAACAGUGGCAUAUUGGAGCAAAAUGAGAAAUCAGCAGCGAGCGUCACCUCACAUCAAGGCAGCAAACUACUCAGUAGUGCCUGUGAAGAUGAGGGGAUACAGAUGAAACAACUGAGUUCAGAGACCAGUGCUGUAACAGACACUAAGAAACUUCUUGAAGACCUUUCACUGCCAGCAACAAGCAAUUCAUCAUUUGCUUCAGAAAAUCAAGAAACAACGAAUCAGUCCUUUAGUUCAAAGGCUAAUCAGGGGGUUCCUGAAAGAGAACCUCAAAGUUUAUCAUCUCCAGGAGCUUUGCCAAAUGGUCAGUGCCAGAGAAAGAAGAUACAGGAGCAGAGAACUCCAACUGCCAGUAAGCAUAUUCAGCUGCAAAGGCAGCAAGCAACCUCCUCGGAAAAACAGUGGGAUUACAAGCCAUUUGACUGCAAGCUAAAGAAGUGUGAGAGCACGGACUCAGGGUAUCUGUCACGCUCUGAUAGUACAGAACAACAGAUGGCAUCAUCCAGCCCGUUGCAUAGUCUCUAUGAACACAGCACAGAACUGGAAAAUGAAACUGCCUUCAGCAGUUUAAGGUAUACCUCCGGAAGCAGUGCAAAGCUAGAUGCAGCUGAGAAAGCUACAGCCUUGAUGCUAGAGAAAAAGAGGCUGGAAGAACACAUUUCAAAACUUAUUUCUCAUAACAAAAGUGUGGUGGAUGAUACCCAGUUAGACAACGUUAGGCCCAGAAAAACUGUCCUUUCUAAACAGGGAAGCAUCGAUCUGCCAAUGCCUUAUACAUACAAAGACUCUUUCCAUUUUGACAUCAGAACUUGUGAUAUAAAUAGGAAAAAGAAUCUUUCCCUUUGUUCAGCAAAAUCUACCUUUGCACCCCUAGAAAAAUGCAAGCCAAUGUUUUUUCAUUCGGUUCCCACCCAGUUCUCCACAACAAUAGAUACUGUGCCUGUUACACGAAGCAACUCUUUGCCGUUUGUGGAGGGCACAAGAAUGGUACAUGACAAAGCAGGUUGCUCAAAACCACUUUCUCUUACUAAGCAGUCUGUAAAUACAGGCACUGCUAGUUUGCUGCCUAGCAACAAUCUUGCUGCAGAUUCAGUGGAUUUUCCUAAUAGCCAUCCCCGAGCUCUAGUCAGACAAACAGCAGUGGAUGAUUUGCCACUAAGUAACGUCGUCGAUCACCCUCCUCCGUCGGAGGAGUUGCAAGGGAAUAAAAACCUUGGGGCUGGAGAAGUAAUCAGUGCUAAAAAUAAGAAGCAAAAUCAAAGGAAGUUAAAGAUGUUCUCUCAAGAAAAAUGGCAAAUGUAUGGAGACGAAACGUUUAAGAAAAUCUACCAAAAAAUGAAAAGCAGUCAAAAUGCCAAGCAAAUUAAACAAAGGGGGAAUAAGAUUACAGAUAUUACAAGCUUCACUCCUGAUUCAAAGGAAUCAGUCAGCAGUACUGAAAUUACUGAGGAAAGAGAUGGCAGGAGCUCUGUAAGUGACAGUCUUUCCUCCCUUGUGACAACAGGUUUAAACACUGGUAAAUCAGAAACCUGUACUAAUGGUAAUCAUAUUCUACAGAAUGUGUCCUCUGAGGAAACUGCAGACAGUGUAACCUACCGAAUGGAGACAUCACAUUCAGUAAACACUAGUGCACAUACUGUAAUGAGCAAAACUUCCCAAGACCUCAGUGGCAGUGAUCCAGAUAAAUACACAGCUGGCAACAGCACAUUACUAGCUCCAAACAGUUGUGAGCUCACGCUUCAAAAUACUCAGUGUCAGCUGAACACUAACAGAAGGAAUGAUGACUGCUUGCCAGUACAGAGUAGCAAAUGGGAAAAACCAAGCCUUGGGAAAGAAUCCAGUACCUUUGAACCAGAUUGUAAAAGCACUUCAAACAAGUAUGGAAACCAUAGCAGGAAUAAGGAAACUGGCCAGCAUGCCCUGACACCCCCAUGGGUCCAUUGCAACAACAACAACAGAGAAGCCGCAGGGAAAUCCCAGAAUUUACCAUCAGAAAGAAAAAAGCUGAAAUUUGAAGUGGAGAAGACACAAAACAUUAUUUCAGAGUCCUGCCCUAGUCCCAGUAGUGAAAACAAUCCAGUAAAUGAAGCAGAGAGAGUCUAUUGCGCUAGCACUCAGUGUCUUUCCACAGCACCAGUGAAAUUCUCCAGUAAAGCAGAAGAGCAAAAAUUAAGCACAGGAGUUAAUGAAUCCACUGGAGGUACUGAGAAUGUGGAGUAUAUGAAAACAAUCAAACUCCCCACAAAAGCUCUUAAUUAUAGUGAUGUUAACCUUGUUUCACAUUCAGCAGGUAUCUCAAAAGCUUCAUUUGUGGGAUUUUUAGGGCCUGAAUUAAGGGGAAGUGAUUGCAACUCUUUUGCCUUGCACAAUACAACAGAUAAAGAUGUCAAAACAUGUCUUGUGAAAACAGGAGCAAAAGUACCGCUUGUCAGUGACAGUGCUGUUGACGUGUCUUCUAAAACUCAUCAUCUGCAAUCUGGUCAUUUAACUCCAGUCCCACAACAAAAUGCCUUUUCUCCAAAAUAUAUCCUUAAAUUGCCACAAGACAAGAGAGCCUCAGAUUCGUCACUUUUGCUUAGAUCAGAACAGAAGAUUACACCUUGCGCAUCUGUGACAGACACCUUAACCAACCCCCCCUGCUCUUCCAACAGCAGAUCACUCAGUUCUCAUUCGCAUGAUGUGUUUUGGUCCCCUUUAAAAUUUGAAGUCAGACAAAAGGCCAGCAAAGGAGAGCUACGAUGGAACGUACAUGCAAACUGGAAAACUCCAGUAUUUUGUUCACCAGUCACUUCAGAAACAACAAAUAUCUUAACCACAGCAGAUAACACCUUUUAUAACCAAAACUUCAGGCAGCAGGAUAUUGUAAGAGAUGCUUGGAAAAACAAACAGAACAAAAAUAAAUUAAAUUAUCAAAGGCAAACAGAAGAGAAGUGGAUGAGCAUAACUACUUCCUCUACACAGACCCCAAAGAAGAAAAUAUGCUUUACUUCUAUGUAUACAAGUGGUUUUUUCAUAUCAGCCGACAUCAAAGACGAGAGAAAGGUUUUACAUCAUCUUUGCUCAGGAAGUGACUCUUUGAUCAUGACGUCAGCUUCUAGCAAGGGUGCAGAGCCAACAGUCAUGGGAUGGAACCGAGGUGGAAGUCCAUGCAUUCUUAAGGACAUUUCACCAACACUGCAGGAUAGGCAGCAUUCUCAGAGCUCAACAGACAACCCCACUUAUUUUUGCCAUUCUUUUGGCACUUUUUAUUGCCACACUCUCAACACUCACUGUAAAGAAUUCCCAGCGCUACCCCAUAAUAAUCUGACUUGCUACUCUGGAAAUUUAACAGUAUCAAGCACAAAGAGCACCUUCCCAUCACUAAAUGCUGAACCUCGAUUAACUUGGUGUUGCUUAACAAGAAGCCUUCCUCUGCCUGCUGAGCAGAAGGGGAAUGCAGACUCUGCUUAUUCCUCCAUGCACACCUGUGACAAGGAAUCUAGCAAUGAAUGCACACUGUCAAAAUACGAUAUUUCUAUUUUCAAAAUGAAAAAUAUUAGCAAGACUGUGGCAUAUGGCUUAACAAACAGGAGUUUAAAAACAUUGGUUUCAUCCUUUUCUAAAGGACAACAGAUGCAGGAGUUAAGCUCAGCAGCCCCUGGUGGUGCUUUCAAAAAUAUUUCAGAGCACAAGAAGAAAACAGUAGUUUGCAAAAAGGAAAAACUCUCAGCAAAUAAACUCAAGAGGAGCCACAAACAGAAAAAGACUAAAGUCACCCCACAGUGGUACAGAGGGAGGCACAUACACGGAUAUGCUCAGUUGAAAAUUAACCGACUAAGCAAGCGGCACUGUUUUCCAAAUAGAGCACUGGAUGCUUUGAAAAAGGGCUAUUCAUCACAACCCUGUAAAUUUAAUAAGAAGUGCCACUCUCCAUCAAAGGUACAAGAAAAUUACCUACACCACCAAAAGGACACAUCUUGUUCCACCCCAGACAAGCCACUUUGCAGAAGGAAAAAAGAAGGAAAGAAUAACUCAGGAAUAUCUUCCCAUACUGAAAAUCUAAACUAUGUUAAACAAAAAGACAAAAUGGAUAAAAAAGACAUUUCUGGGCAAAUCAGGGAACACACAAGAGCAAACUUCUCUCUUCAGAACAUUACAGCUCCUCUGGAAAUAUCUGUGACAGCUCAUUCCUUUUCAUCCACAGUUAAUACAGCCAUGCAGCAAGUCAGCAGUGAUGUGGAAAUCUGCUGUUUAGUGACACAACCACUUGUGCUUCAGCGAUCAGUCCCAGGGGAGUCACAGCCAAACAUCCAGAGUGACUCAAUGGCACCUUCUUUUUGGUCUUGCCCUUCUGAUUUUACAAGUACAGGCACAGGGGACCAACCUGACAGCACAAACUCAGAGACUACUGGUCCUCUUUCCUUACAUCUAGAAGCAAGCCAGGAAAACAUACUAAAUGUAGAGCCAGAGAGUCAAAGAUUUGGUACAUCAGACCCGGUGAUCCAGGCCUCAGGAAGGGAGAAACCUCCAACUGAAGAAACCACAUAUUCAUCUCCAAAAGAAAACUCGACUCCCAGUUCCCAGCCUGGAUGUUCACGUUUAUUCGGAUCAAAAGCAGAGUCUCUUCCUGAGUCAGUCACAAGGGCUAAAUUACCCAGUAUAGAAUACACAGAGCGGGCAAACUUUUCUCAAAAAAUAGUUGACCUUCACGGAAGUGCAGACAAGAAUGGAGCCCACCUGCAGUCAAAUAGCUAUGGAAGGCCCCACGAAACAGCUACUACUACCUUUAAAAAGCCCCCAAUUAGUCUCAGGUCCCCCGAGUUCAAGACUUACUCUGCAACACCUUCCAAGACAUACAAAAAGAGAGGUUUAGAGAUGAUGAGGAAGCAAACCAGAGUUGAGUAUGAUGACACUAGCAGUGAUGAUGAAGAUAGGCUUGUUAUAGAAAUAUAGCAAAUAGGCUGCUAACAAGAUGCUUGUGUGAUGGGCCAUUACAGAAGGAAAUACCACGGAUGUUUGAUCUUUCUGAAGCACCUUAAAAUCAAAAAAGCCAUUCCUCUGUGCAAUAGGCAGCAUUCUCUUCUGAA
Messenger RNA from Gymnogyps californianus (California condor), 5729 nucleotides. RefSeq names its product zinc finger protein 831 (gene ZNF831). Lineage: Eukaryota; Metazoa; Chordata; Aves; Accipitriformes; Cathartidae. The transcript is spliced from 5 exons. The coding region runs from base 1 to 5595 and encodes 1864 amino acids. The record is from RefSeq and is a predicted model, not a curated record.